UGGGGUUUCAAAUCUCCCCUACGGUGAUCCACUAUGUCCAAGACUGUCACCGAUCCAUAUUUUGGUUCAUAAAUAGUCGACUGGAACUGUAAUGUACUAGCAAGCGACCUCCAAAUGGUACUAUCUACCGCAUUGCGGCCUCUUAUAGGCAUUCCUCUUUUUUUGCUCGUUGUGUGUAUCAAGCUUGUUUACUCAGUUGGCGUUUCGAAAAGCUGGAACAAUCCAUUAUCGAAAAUACCCGGUCCAGCUGUUGCACGAUUGACGCGGCUCUGGUUGGUACAAUCGCUAGUAACGGGCAAGGCUGUAGAAGACUUCCGCAGGCUCGAUAGAGAAUAUGGAUCAGUUGUCCGCGUUGGGCCUAAGAGCCUCCUUAUCAGUGAUCCGGAUGUCGCACGUAAGAUUUUAUCCGUAGGCUCGAGAUACACGCGUGGACCGUUCUUCGACGCGCUUCGGCUCGAGCCGACGCGAACGAAUGUGAUCUCUGAGCGGGAUCCCAAAAAGCAUCAGUUACUACGGUCUAUUCUCGGAGCUGGGAUAGCGGUAAAAGGCAACCCAAAGCUUGAGGUGAUGAUGGACGAACACAUUCGGCACUGGAUCAAGAUGAUCGAUAGCAAUUACAUUUCGCAUGGUGACAAGACAAUCAAUUUCGAUUUGUCGCGAAGCAUUCCAUUCCUUAAUAUAGACUUCAUGUCCCACCUUUGUCUGGGCAAGUCUUUCGGAUGCCUCGAGUACGACACAGAUAUGUUUAAAUUUCUGCAUUCGAUUCGAACAGGUAUGAUAGCCCAGCAAUGCAUGUCGAUAUUGUCGGAGAUCACGACCUUCCUUCAUUGGCUUGCUGGAAAUUCGUCUCUUCGAAAGUUCAUGACGGUUUUUCCAGCAGUUUGCCAUGAUGAAGGGAUAGGCCGAGUCAUGCGGGUGAUCCACUCUGCUGUGACACAGAGGGAAGCCGAUCGGAGAAACAAGAUCUUCAGGGACGAUAUGUUGGACUCCCUCUUUGAUCGGGGUCUGACUGCUGACCAAGCCUUGACGGAGCUUUCUGUAUUGCUCGCCACGAACACAGAUAAUGGCUCUAGUGCAGUUCAAGCCAUAAUCUUUGCUAUCAUCACUAAUCCACGUGUAUAUAUGAGACUUCAGGACGAGAUUGAUUCCUUGGUUGCCCGCGGCGAAGUCUCGUUUCCAAUCUCAAAUGCAUUAGCCAGAAAGCUUCCCUAUCUCCAGGCCUGUAUCUCGGAAGGUUUGCGGUGCUACCCUCCUGAAAUGCAACUAAGGGAGCGCAUGGCGCCACCAGAGGGCGAUUUUAUUGGUGGAUACAAUAUACCCGGUGGCACUUAUGUUGGAUUUAAUGCCAUUGCACUGCAGCAUAACAAGAUCUACGGCGAGGAUACAGAAGUGUAUCGCCCAGAGAGAUGGUUUGACAAAGAUGAAGAACGUCGGAAGCAGAUGCAGCGGACCCUGGAUUUAAUGUUUAGCCACGGCAGUUCAAAGUGCCUGGGCCUUGACAUUGCCUACAUGGAAAUGAACAAGCUAGUGGUCGAGCUCUUUAGACACUUUGAUGUAGCAGUUGCAAAUCCUUCAAAGCCAUGGAAACGUCUAGGGCGCGGUUCAUUCUAUCAAUGGGAAUUCUUCGUGCGGGUUGAACGGCGGACGAACUUUAAUGCUAAAAAUCUUAGAGGCUAGGACUGCUGUUUUUAGAUUAGAUCUCAUCU
Messenger RNA from Lindgomyces ingoldianus, 1706 nucleotides. RefSeq names its product cytochrome P450 oxidoreductase. Lineage: Eukaryota; Fungi; Ascomycota; Dothideomycetes; Pleosporales; Lindgomycetaceae. Gene Ontology annotation, molecular function: monooxygenase activity; heme binding; iron ion binding. The transcript is spliced from 6 exons. Bases 115 to 1677 code for a protein of 520 amino acids. The record is from RefSeq and is a predicted model, not a curated record.